CGUCGCUGACGCUCUCAUCAACGACGAUAACGAACAAUGGCCGGCGCGCUGCAGAACGCCAAGCGGGAUCUCCCCAAGAUCAGGGAUGAGGAGCACGAGAGCAGGUUCGGCCAGGUCUUUGGCGUGUCCGGCCCCGUCGUCAUUGCCGAAAACAUGAUUGGCGCUGCUAUGUACGAGUUGGUGCGCGUUGGCCACGAUGAGCUCGUAGGAGAGGUCAUCCGUAUUGAAGGGGACAAGGCGACAAUCCAGGUCUACGAGGAGACAUCCGGUGUCACCGUAGGCGACCCGGUGCUGAGAACAGGGAAGCCGCUCAGUGUCGAGCUUGGUCCUGGUCUUAUGGGGAACAUCGUGGAUGGAAUUCAGCGUCCGUUACGAUCUAUCCAAGAGCUGUCCAAAUCCAUCUAUAUUCCCCGUGGUAUUAACACCGACGCACUCGACCGCUCGCUUUCCUGGGACUUCACCCCGACGACUUACAAGGUUGGCGAUCACAUCACGGGAGGCGAUAUCUAUGGUGGUGUAUACGAGAACUCGCUCGUCAACAACCACAAGAUCAUGCUUCCGCCACGCGCACUCGGUACCAUCACGCACAUCGCGGAGAAGGGCAGCUACAAGGUCGAUGACGUCGUUCUCGAGACUGAAUUCGACGGCAAGACCACGAAGCACACGCUCAUGCAGCUAUGGCCCGUCCGCGCGCCGCGUCCUGUCGCGGAGAAGCAGACUGCCGAUCAUCCUUUGCUCACUGGCCAGCGUAUCCUCGACGCUCUCUUCCCUUGCGUACAGGGCGGUACGACCGCCAUUCCGGGCGCCUUUGGCUGUGGCAAGACAGUCAUCUCGCAAGCUCUGUCCAAAUUCUCGAACAGCGACAUCAUUGUCUACGUGGGAUGUGGUGAGCGCGGUAACGAGAUGGCUGAAGUCUUGAUGGAGUUCCCUGAGCUCACGAUGGAGGUCGGCGACCGCCAGGAGCCCAUCAUGAAGCGCACUACCCUCGUCGCCAACACGUCCAACAUGCCUGUCGCCGCGCGUGAAGCGUCCAUCUACACUGGUAUCACGCUGUCCGAGUACUUCCGUGAUCAGGGUUCCAACGUCGCGAUGAUGGCCGACUCGACGUCUCGCUGGGCUGAGGCGCUGCGUGAAAUUUCUGGUCGUCUUGCAGAGAUGCCGGCCGACUCUGGCUACCCUGCUUACCUCGGUACGAAGCUCGCGAGUUUCUACGAGCGUGCAGGCAAAGUCACGACUUUGGGCAACCCCAGCCGCCAGGGUACGGUGUCGAUUGUCGGCGCUGUCUCCCCUCCUGGUGGUGAUUUCUCCGAUCCCGUCACUGCGUCCACCCUCGGUAUCGUGCAGGUCUUCUGGGGUCUCGACAAGAAGCUCGCGCAGCGCAAGCACUUCCCCUCCGUCAACUGGUCCGUCUCGUACUCCAAGUACACCAAGGUCCUCGAGCCGUACUACGAGUCCACCGAGCCUGGCUUCGUCGAGCUCCGCACCAAGACGAAGGAGAUCCUGCAGAAGGAGGAGGACCUCGCCGAGAUCGUGCAGCUCGUCGGCAAGUCCGCGCUCGGCGAGGCCGAUAAGAUCACACUCGAGGUUGCGCGCAUGUUGAAGGACGACUUCUUGCAGCAGAACGGCAUGAGCGAGUACGAUCGCUACUGCCCCUUCUACAAGACGAGCGCGAUGUUGCGGAACUUCGUCGGGUUCCACGACGCGGCGGUGAAGGCGACGGCGCAGAACGACCUCACGUUCGCGAAGAUCAAGGACAGCACGAGCGAUGUGAUGUUCAAGCUCUCGCAGAUGAAGUUCGAGUCCCCGUCACAGGGCAAGGAGCCCAUCAAGCAGAAGCUCGAUGCGCUGUACACCGAAAUCCAGGACCGCUUCCGCCAGAUCGUCGAGUAAAUAAUUCAAAUGCGCGACCGCUUGCCAAAGCGCGGGGAAGGCUCUUCCCGCGAAUGCGAUGGAUAAUUCGCGCUCGCGGUUCGAGGAUGCCCGCCGCGUAUGUUAUAUCCUGGACGCUUUAGCAGUAGUCUUUCUUCCAUCUGGCAGGUUUCUCUGUAUCCUCAAUAUCGUUAUGCGCUCAUGCCUGGAAUACCAUGAAUUUCAUGAAACUUUGAAAGUCCCGUC
Molecule: messenger RNA, 2115 nt
Organism: Schizophyllum commune H4-8
Lineage: Eukaryota; Fungi; Basidiomycota; Agaricomycetes; Agaricales; Schizophyllaceae
Product: V-type ATPase
Exons: 10
Coding region: 37-1890 (617 amino acids)
Biological process (GO): proton transmembrane transport; ATP metabolic process
Cellular component (GO): fungal-type vacuole membrane; proton-transporting V-type ATPase, V1 domain
Molecular function (GO): proton-transporting ATPase activity, rotational mechanism; ATP hydrolysis activity; ATP binding
Source: RefSeq, a predicted model, not a curated record